AUGCCGUCAGAGAAGUUGGAGCGCUUCCUACGCUGGUGUUCUGCAGCCCUCUUGCUUCUCUGCGGGCCGGGACUUUGCGCACGAACCGCUGCUGAUGCCCCUGCACUGGUCAGGGAGGUUCACAUGGAUGUUGAUGAGUCGGCUGGAGGGAGACUUUUGAUUGCUGCGUUGAACUGGCUUUGGAGCGCUUCCUUGGCCUCAUUCACGGUUGCUACUGUCCUGGCCCUUGUUAUUCUGUGCUGGCGGCCAGCUGCAAUUGUCGGCUCUGCUGGCAGAGAUGGACCUGAAGAUGGCAAGUGUGACCAGGAGCUACAACCAUGGUAUGCGUCGCUGGCCGCUUCAAUCGGGAGCCAUGUGGGAGGCAUUCUGGGCUUCCUUGGCUUCCAGAAGAUUGUGGUCGCCAGGAUUGUUGCCUGCGUUGGCGAGGCCUGGAGUACUACCAAUAUUUUACUCUGCUUCGCCAUUGUCAUCUCAAGCAUCGCUGUGGUCAACAGCCUCGUGUUCCUAGGGGUGGACUACACACGCCGCCUGGCCAUCACCAGAGCGCGAACGCAUGGACUUCGGCUUAGGCUACAGCAGCGGAAGCUUGAGCGCACAGGUCUUGGUGUGACUCUCAUGGCUUUGACGGCAGUGAUGGGCGUGAUCUAUGUGCGUGCACUGUAUGUGGAAGCCAAUAACGCGCACGAGGUGAAUUUCAACGGCAUGGGCGUAAAGGCUUCCAGUCUGGCCACAGUGCUGCUCUAUUUCGUCAGCCUGCGGAGCCUGUGUGCGUCUCCGAAGGUGCAGUUCCAUGACGUUUGCGAAGCUGAUGGUGAGCAGGUCAAUUUGGAGGAGUUUCUGGACCACGCGUGCAGUGGUGGAAGUACUGGCGGCAGAUUGCGCAAUUGGCUAGCGACUUUCCUUGGCCGCCUAGCUGGUGAGGACCUAGAACUGCUCGUCAAGAAGGGGACCCGCAAGGCGUUUUUCCACUCACCUGGCUUCGUUCCAGUUGCGCACGUGGUAGUGUGUCUGCUGUUUCUUGGAGCACUCCCGAGCGUGUUCAUGCUCGCAAUGGAGAGCACAUUCCAGCAGCCUGAGAUCAUGGACUUGCGGCCAUACUCGGCCGUGCUCCUCCCAGACUUCGACCCAUCGCUUCAUGAAUACUGGCUGGUUGUGGAAAAUCUGCCAGCGCGGAUUCAAGUAAAGCUCAGCUACGCUGACGCCAGGACAAUCGGCAUUUGUUGUGGCAAGGUACGUUGUGACACAGUCCACUUUGAACACAGCCUUCUCCAGCUCGAUGAGCUUCCGCCCGUUCUACGUGUUCCAGCCAACCGCAGUGCCAGCUGCGUCCUCACAGCUGCAGGUGUUGGCGGUUCGACUCGGACUUCAAUGAAGCUGCACGUGGAGCUCAUGACCGAUCAUCACUGGUGCCAUUGCGAGAAAAGCAUUGGCUGUCAGUGUUGUGACGGUUACAUGAGUGCCUCCGUAGACUCUCAGUCUGCUCAAAUCUAUGGCGCUUGCGAGCCGGCUCCGUGUGACAUUCCCAAUUCCAAUCGCCUACCUGGUCUGAAUUGCCAAUGCCUUCACGGCUUCGUGGGCGCAUUGACCUGGAAGGGCUCAGAAGUUUCUGGCUGGUGCACACCGCCGCCUCGAUAA
Messenger RNA from Symbiodinium natans, 1635 nucleotides. NCBI's taxonomy places the organism in Eukaryota, Dinophyceae, Suessiales, Symbiodiniaceae. The record is from the annotation of a GenBank genome assembly.